UUGGGUGGACAGAGGUUAUUCAUGUUAGUUCUAGAGGAAACUUGAUAAGCGCACGUUUCACAUCGCCUCGCCUCGCAUUGCAUCGCACGCGUGGCACACGAAUAAAUUUUACGAUUAGAUCGCGUAGUUUGGCUGCGGCUCGCGGGCUAUUAAUACGCGCACGCGUUUUAUUUUCGACCCAGCACACGCAACAAAGACAACUUUCAGUGUUUCAGUGCGUAUCCAUCAGAAGGGAAACCAGCAGUGUCUCAAAUUGUGUUUAAAAUCAUCGAAUCAUUCAAUCUAAGUAAUAAUAACCUCAAAAUCAUAUCAAGAAAAUAAAAAGAAACAAGAGAAGUCAUUAUUUGAGUUUCAAGAUGGCGACUGCGAUGGACACCGUCGAACUUGAACUUUGUCCAAACUGUAAAAAGGAGAUACCUCAGAUUAAUUAUGUGAUGCAUACAAUGCACUGCGCAAGGAAUAUUUCCUUAUGUCCUAUUUGUAAGGAGCCCAUUCCUAAGGGUGAUUUGGAAGCGCAUAAAGCGAAACAUGCGGUGGAGAAGAAAAAAGUUUCGGCUCCGGAGACGAAUGUUGCUAGUACUCAAUUAGGGAGGGCUUCUGGGUCUGGUUCUAGUACAACCACAUGGAAGAACCAACCAUACACAGGUCCUUUUCCAGAGAAAUUGGGACGUGUGAAUGGUAAUGGUAAUGCUACUGGAAGUGGUAUUGGGAGUUCAAAAGGAAAUAAUGGUGUUGUUAAGCCUCAUAAUGAUUUGUCUGCUUGUAAAUACUGUGAGUUGGAGUUGCCAAAGGAUACCAUGAAGGAGCAUGAGGAUUAUUGUGGCACCCGGACGGAUAAAUGCAACGAAUGCGGGGAGUUUGUUAUGUUUAAGUACAAGAAGUUGCACGAGGAGAGUAAUCAUGGGUUUAUCAAGUUGAAAGACGAACCUGGCCCCAAACCAAGCUGGGAUUCAUCCACAGAACGUUCUAAUACUAGCACCACUACCACUUCAACUUCCCGCGCAAACAAUUACAGUUCAUUCGACAUGUCUUCAUUAUCCGGAAGUGGAUUAUUCAAUAUGGCCGACUAUAUCCCGCCGUCUUUGGGUAGACCAGGUGGUGGGGGUACAAGCACAUCAGGUGCUUCUAGGUACUCAACAUACACAGACGAUGAGGACACCUACCGACCAUCCGGUGGUAUUCGUGAUCAAAAGAAGAUAGACUACAAGGAUUUAAGCCGCCGAUUGGAUUGUAAGACCGAAUAUAUUCGGAAUCUACUUCAUGACAGUGCUAGUAUCACAGCGCCAUUUAGGACCACACCAUCAACACGCAACCAUUACAAUCAUAAUAAAGGUCCUGCCCCUCAACCGCCUUCCUCCUCUCGCCGCCCCAACCCCCCGACGGAAUUAACCAUCCCCUGCGAGUUCUGCAACACACCCAUCCCACACGAAGAUCUGAUCCAGCACGAGACCGGCUGCCGACCCGAUUUGGCCCGCUUUAAUCCGCGCAGGCGGCGGCAGGAGGAAGAGUUCUAUCGCUACACGCCCUCGCCGCCGCCCACGCCCGACAGUCCCGAGGUGCAACUGCCAUGCGAGUUCUGCUCGGAUAUGAUACCCGCGUCGCAACUGCUGCGCCAUCAGGCCACAUGCAAUUGAUAUUUGUAUUGACACAUCGUUUGUAAUCGGUAUUUUUCAAGUUGAAUAUAAAAUAAACACUC
Messenger RNA from Dalotia coriaria, 1696 nucleotides. Its product is annotated as TRAF-type zinc finger domain-containing protein 1-like. NCBI's taxonomy places the organism in Eukaryota, Metazoa, Arthropoda, Insecta, Coleoptera, Staphylinidae. The coding region runs from base 357 to 1634 and encodes 425 amino acids. Gene Ontology annotation, cellular component: mitochondrion. The transcript has 5 exons. The record is from RefSeq and is a predicted model, not a curated record.